AGCCCUCACCGUGGGUAGUUGUCUCCGUUAUGGCGUCGGCACUUCGAGCAAUGCUUUCGCUUUUGGAGUUGUGCUCACGACAACGUGCGUUUGUGUCACAGUGCAGCACGUUCUGCUUCGUUUAAACGUCGCUGAAAGUGUGACAUUUUUAUAGCGUCACCGAAACCUUUUCGCAGCAGUAAGCGCCUGCGUUUCGUGUGUUGUCGUCUGCUACACCUCGCCAAAGGGAGUCGACUGGGUAGCGCUUUCGUUCCAGUUUGCAAUAGCGGGAGUGUGCGUGAUUCUGAAAAAGGAAAAAAAGACCAUUUGCGAAGCGACAAGGUGUGGUCAACUGUGUGUUUGAGACAUCUCCCAUGAGUGCAACGCACGCGUAGAACUUUUCCUUGCCGGAGAGAAACGUCCCGUCGUUUUGCCGCGGAGUGAACUCGGCGGACCGGCGGCGGCAUGGGUAAACGCCCGCGCUCGGCGAUCGCCACGGCGGUGCCCUCUGCGCAUGCGCCAGCGCGGGGGCCCAAGAUGGCCGGCCACCUGGCCGCUCUGACUGCUGACGGUGGAAUACCACUACUGACGCGGAAGAUAGGGGACGUCAAACCGCUACCGUUCGCGUCGGUGGGCACGCUCAACGGCGUACACCUGUUCUCGCACCUGAGGGGCGCUUCCCUGCACAGCACGACCACCAAAGGAGCCAAGGCCGUCUGGAGGAGUUACCACGACAGCGUGGUGUUACUGGUGGUGACCAACAACGACAACUCGAGCGACGAGCACUUGAACCGGCUGCUGGACAACGUGUUCGCCGCCAUGGUGAUGGCCGUGGGGCUGGAGACCCUGCAGACCAUACACAACGUCGACAGGCUCAAGCGGGAACUCAGGGUUUGUUAUCCCGUGGUGGAUCAUCUGUUGUGCCAACUGGAUCAAGAUGCCUGCACACUCGGUGACCUUACGGGCGUCACCGACUUCAUCCUAUGUACAGAAAGCCAGGCGCUUCAGCACUACCUGGACACGUUCGUGGAGGAAGUGGACAGCCUGUACGGCUGCCUGCUGGUGCGGGGAAAGGUGGCCGUGGCCACCAAGCAGUGGAUGCGCCUCACCCGCGAGGAGACCACUCUGCUGGCCGUCGCCGCCCGCGCGGGCACGCGCUGCAUCUCUCGCGAAACGCCCGUCUACCUGCCCACCAGCUGCCCGCUGGUCAGCAACCGCCUGGUUACGCUGCAGUUGACGCAGGGAGUUGAACUGUGCCUUCUCUGCGGACCGGCGCCAUCCUUACCAGUUCUCGAGGAAGAGGUGUGCAGGUUCUGGAACGAAGCCUUCGACUUGCUCAAAUCGGCCUCUAGUGUGCAUCCGAGAAAUUUCCCGCUCUGCUCGACGUCCGAUAAAAAGACAGUGACGUUGCCUCCCCUGGACAAAAACAUCCUGGGGUUCCUUCUGGUAAACAUAAAGAAGCAGCGGAGCUUGACGAGCGUGCACCCCGUGGAGGACGAGAUCGGCCGCACGAGGGACGGCAAGUGCGUCAGCCUGCGCAAGCGCCAGGAGAUGCUGCGUGCGCUGUACAAGCUCGUCAGCUCCACUUACUUCACGACGACGGACGACGCUCAGGGGGCGGCCCCAAAUGCAGGCAGUUCAAGUCACCAGGCCACAGAAGUGUACAUGUGUACAGAAACGCAUAAGAACUAUGCCCUUCGAAAUAAUGAUUAUCAGCUGUACAUUUUGUUCUCAUCAUCUAUACCAACAUUUGCCAUGCGAUCUGUCAGCCACAAAACGCUCAAGGCCCUCACAACCAACAAAGUCUGUGUUCUCUGACAGUGCAGCCGUCGCCUGGCAAGACAACCUUAAUCUAGUCUGUGAUAUUUACCGAAGGAAAUCCUGUAAAGUGCCCUGCAUUUUGAUUACCUCAUGUAGAGAUAAUAUAUUUGCGCAGGACUACUGCGCCAAGGUUGUGACGAUGCUUCUGUAUAGCUUAUCUAUGAUGUUCUUGAGAGCUUGGAUGCCUUCGGCAAGAGGAGAGGAAAGUGAUUGUUAAUUGUGAUAUGACAGCUUGCCUUUCAAGGAAUUUCCUUAUGCUUGAGUGAAAUGAUGCGGAUAUUGGCUGCAACACAUUUGAUUUGCAUUUUUUUUUCGUGAUAAAUGUGCCUCACAGUAAAACGUCACUGCGAGCUUAUGCCACUGUAAAGCUUUGCCUGUAAGCUAGGUCAACCUUACCUCUACCUUUUUUUAAAAUAUGGUAUGCCCCCAUAUGAAAGAAAGAAAUUGCUUAUUAUUCAAUAGUAUCAGGAAAAUAGUGACCUUUUAUCGAAGAACUGCUAACCAUUGCUCUUAAUUUAGAAUUAAAAUGCCACAGUUUAACUAAGGUAUAGCACAUACCAAAGACAUGACAUUAUAGUGUAAUUUACUCUUACGACUAAUGAAUUUUCCAGGCUGACAGAUAAGAAAAUAAGAAUAGGAUUUUCAUGUAGAAAGUGUGCUGUUCAUUGCAGGAAUUACUUUUCUCCCCAUCAUUAAAGACCCCCCCUUUACAGUGGCGAGUUUUACCACUUGUUCUAGCAUUGUAACGAACUACUAGCAUGUCUGGUGGCCCAAACCUCCAGUUGCCACAUAAUGCGCCUCAUGAUUUAUGUUGUGAAAAAGCACGGGGCGCACACUGCUCUUUGAUUGGUAGAAAUGCGGCAUGCGCUGCGCUGGGAUUGCUGGCAAGUUUUCGCUCACGCUCAAUGCCGUUGGCUCAUUGCGUAACGGGGCCCUUAAAGCUAUCGCUUUAAUGCAUUUACGAUAGAGCCUUUGCUUUUAAUAUAAAUGGAGAUGGAUCAGCCAUAAACAAGUGCUUUUCACUUAGGAAAAGCAUGUACCAAUGUACUUAUAAGAGCAAAUAAGGCAGUAAUGGUUAGCUUACAGCAGAGAGUACGUACAACUUAAGAUAGAGUUGCAUGUAAAAAAGAACUCAGAUGUAACUAGUAAAAAUUACCCUGCUCUUAGAGAAGUUACUAGUCACAGCGACAGCAAAAGCUUUUUCAACAUCUUUGAAUGCAUGCCAUUGUAUGGUAUCAAUUACAGUCGGCUCGUAUUAAUUCAAACUCCUCGGUACCACGGAUAUUUGUUUGAGUGAUCUGUUGUAUGAUACAAAACAGAAUUAGGGAUCAUUAUAUGCACUAAGGUGGCUGAACGGUCACUGCCAGGUUUCAUAGAAUGCACAAGCACAUUUGGAAUGUCAGAGAUGUGAAUGCACAGCCAAGUUGGUGGCAAUGCUUAGCGGCACCCUCCAGCAUCAAACAAGGGCACAUCUUUGACCAUUCUGUCCUUGGAAUAUCUCAUCACCAGUUGCUUCUGGCUGCACUACUCUUGCCUGGAAAGGAUUAGCCGAAAGCCUUGUUUAAGUGAACCGGUUUCAGAAUGCAUUGAACCUUGCCAACCAAUACCUUGAGACUUGUCUGGAUUAACCGAAGUUCUGAAUUACCAGAGUUUGAAUUAUGACGAGUUGACUUCAUGAAAAGGCACCAGUACUCUGUGAAAAAGAAACGGUUAUUGAUGUUAUGUACAUACUAAUUUAUUUCUGUGACAAGAAUGCAAGCGUCGAAAGAUGGGAUGAUGUAAUGUAAAAAGCAAUCGUUCGCAAUCACACUUUUUCACUGCACAUUGCUUCGAUGAUGAGCUUGACACAAGGACUUUAUGUUCAUCAGUGUGCAACACUUCAAGAAAGGAGAAGAAGAAAAAAAAAGAAACGAAGAAUGCAAGAGUGCACGGGUAGCCAACAUACAAUGCCAAGAGAGAGAACAAGUUUAACAUUGUACAUAAACAAGCAGAUGCGAGUGGAUGGAAUCUGAUGUGUGUGUGCAUUUUCUAGUCGGCAUGAAUAAACAGGAGCUUCUAUGUUUUUUUUU
Molecule: messenger RNA, 3869 nt
Organism: Dermacentor silvarum
Lineage: Eukaryota; Metazoa; Arthropoda; Arachnida; Ixodida; Ixodidae
Gene: fy
Product: protein fuzzy homolog
Exons: 10
Coding region: 445-1797 (450 amino acids)
Biological process (GO): vesicle-mediated transport; non-motile cilium assembly
Source: RefSeq, a predicted model, not a curated record